AUGCCAUCUCAAGAAGAACAAGAACUGUUGGCCAGGAUUGGCCAACUUGCUGGCAAGAUCAAUCUUCACAAGGCCCAGCAAGCUGGCGUUCAGUCGGUACCAAGCAAUCAAGCAUCCUAUAGCCGCCACAACACCCACCGACAUGGCAACUUCCCCUACAAGCAUCGCGUCCAGCCGUACCCAUCCAUCCGAGGAGGCCCGGCAGGUUUUCGGCAUCGAUCCUUGGUGGUAAACAAGGACGGAACACAAACACCUCCCUCCGACUCGUCUAUUGCCGAGGCUUCUGGCUCGACGACUUCCUCGAGCGCAUGGGUUUCGAAGAAUACCCGCAGUCAGAGGUCGCUGAUCAACUCGGCCAUCUACGACAAGACCAACGAAGCGCAUGUUAAGGCAGUUGAGGCGUCCCGGCAACAGAAGAUCCGUCAGCAGGAUGCGCGCGAGCAAUCGCAGCUUGCCAACCAUUUCCAGCGCUACAGCGGCAAGGCAAGCGCGCCGCACACUCCUACUAACUCGACAGCGACAGGCAAUCAUGAGGUAGAGAUCCAAGGAAUCCGCUUCCGAGUCGCGCACAACGGCAGCAAGCUCAUCAAGGUGUCGGGUGCGUUAACACUACCAUCUUACACAGCAGUGCGAGCUCACAACCGUACAGGAGAUCUACACCCAGUCAACGCUACCCCCAAAGUUGCUUUCGUUGGGGGUGUCAAAUUUCACCGAAGCAAAACCGGCAAUUUGUACCGCGCCGGUGUGCUCAAAGCUCAACGCCAAACUGGCAUCAAAAAGGUCGACGUGCCUUGCAGCAUGUUCUCGCUGACUGGUUCAUGUGCCAAGGGACCAUCUUGUCGAUAUAUGCACGAUGCUUCGAAAGUUGCCAUCUGCCGGGAGAUGCUGCACAAGGGGACCUGUGCCAACGGGGAGUCUUGUGAUCUUUCCCAUGACUUGACACCCCAGCGCACACCGACCUGUGUUCACUUCAUCAAGGGCAACUGUGCCAACUCCACCUGCCCCUAUGCUCACUCUAGUGUAUCCUCAGGUGCUCUGGUUUGCCGUUCCUUUGGGAUGUACGGCUACUGCGACAAGGGAGAUGAGUGCGAAGAGCGACACGUCUUCGAGUGCCCCGACUUCAGCAAUACGGGCAAGUGUAAAACCAGGGGUUGCAAGCUCCUUCACCGCGAGAGGGCAAGCGUCCUUCGAAAGCGGGCGGACGGCGACGAGACGGAGGAUUUGUCCAGCGAUGACGAGCCAGCUGACAGCGACGACGUGGACUCGGAUGAAGUGGAGGAGUUCAUCACCGACGGUGCUGGUGAUGAUACUGACUUCAAGGUCCAGAAGGACUUUAUUUCUUUCUGA
Colletotrichum orchidophilum is the source of this 1347-nucleotide messenger RNA. RefSeq lists its product as uncharacterized. The record is from RefSeq and is a predicted model, not a curated record. The transcript has 5 exons. Bases 1 to 1347 code for a protein of 448 amino acids. NCBI's taxonomy places the organism in Eukaryota, Fungi, Ascomycota, Sordariomycetes, Glomerellales, Glomerellaceae. Gene Ontology annotation, molecular function: metal ion binding. Gene Ontology annotation, cellular component: nucleus.